AUGUCACAACAAGCGGCUUCUUCACGAACAGCAAAUCUUCUUCAAAAAGUCAACAUUGCAACAGUCACACUUGCCAAUGAAUUUAAACAAAUAAUAGAUUUAUCUAAGAAUUCGGGCAAAGAUAGUGCAACGGUCGCCUCGGAGGUAUACCAAACCGAGGCCAGUACAGCUUCCAUAGUUCAUGCAGCCGAGGACCUGCUGGCAGUCACUCGAGUGUUAAAAGAAGCAUGGAUUCUGGGACAGGUUCGGCCACAAGAAAGUGCGGAGCCUGUAUUAAAGGCACCCGAUGGUAAAAUCAUUGAUGUGACUGCCAUGGCGGAGCAGCUUCUUGAUGAAAUUCUUCAGGGAAGUUAA
This is a messenger RNA of Magnusiomyces paraingens, 354 nucleotides long. RefSeq lists its product as uncharacterized. Lineage: Eukaryota; Fungi; Ascomycota; Dipodascomycetes; Dipodascales; Dipodascaceae. The coding region runs from base 1 to 354 and encodes 117 amino acids. The transcript is spliced from 3 exons. Gene Ontology annotation, molecular function: transcription coregulator activity. The record is from RefSeq and is a predicted model, not a curated record. Gene Ontology annotation, biological process: regulation of transcription by RNA polymerase II. Gene Ontology annotation, cellular component: mediator complex.